CGGACGCCCGCGCCCCGUCCGCCGGGAGCGCCCGGGCCCCGCGUGUCCCCGCUCCCUCAUUCCUCCCACCCCGCGCGGAAGGGAUGGCGGGGGUGGGCGCCGCCCUGCUCGCGGGGCUGUUGGCGAGGCUGGCGCUGGUGCUGUACGGGCUGCACCAGGACCGUACCAUGCGGGUGCGCUACACCGACGUCGACUACCGGGUGUUCACGGACGCGGCGCGGCUUGUGACCGAGGGGCGCUCGCCCUACCGGCGGGCCACCUACCGCUACACGCCGCUCCUGGCCUGGCUGCUGACGCCCAACGUGUUCCUCACCGAGGUCUUCGGAAAGCUGCUCUUCGUGGCCGGGGACCUGGCGGCUGCUGUCGUCGCUUUUCGGGCCCUGCGGCGCCGGGGAGCCCCCGCCGGCCGCGCCUGUGGGUGCUGCGCCGCCGCCUGGCUCCUGAACCCCCUGCCCAUGGCCGUGUCCAGCCGGGGCAACGCGGAGGCGCUGGUGGCGCUGCUGGUGCUCGCCACGCUGUACUGGGUGAAGGCGGGCAGCGUGGGCAAGGCCGCCGUGUGCUACGGGCUGGCCGUGCACAUGAAAAUCUAUCCCCUGACCUACGCGCUGCCCAUAGCGCUCCGCCUGAGCGUCGGGCCGGGCCGCAAGGGGCAAGGGGCGCUGCGUGCGCGGGGGGACACAACGGCAAAGGUCGCGUUCAUGGCGUGCCUCUGGCACCUUUUUGUAAAGAUGCUGAACCGCGACGUACUACUCUUCGGAACAGUUGCCGGAUCAGUGCUGGCUGCCUUGACUGUGGCAUUUUAUCACCUCUAUGGCUGGGAGUUUUUGGAGCACGCCUACCUCUAUCACCUGACUAGGAGGGAUAUCCGUCAUAACUUCUCUCCCUAUUUCUACAUGUUGUACUUGACAGCAGAGAGCAAAUGGAGUUUUGCCCUUGGGCUCGCAGCUUUCCUGCCCCAGCUGCUUUUGCUCCUGGUUGUUUCCAUAGCGUUCUACAGAGACCUUGCCUUCAGUUGUUUCCUACACACCGCUAUUUUUGUGACUUUUAACAAAGUAUGCACAUCCCAGUACUUUGUCUGGUACCUCUGCCUUUUACCCCUUGUAAUGCCUAGUAUUAAGAUGUCCUGGCGUAGGGCCGUGCUGCUUCUCUUUCUGUGGUUCAUCGGACAAGGCCUGUGGCUUACUCCUGCAUACUUUCUGGAGUUCAAAGGAUAUAACACUUACUUAUUUAUAUGGUUGGCAGGCUUGCUUUUCCUUUUAAUUAAUAGCCUCAUAAUUGUUCAGAUUAUUGCACAUUAUCAAAAAGAAGCACAAGUUGCAAAAAAAGUCAAGCAACGGUAAUAAACUGACCAAAAUCCAGAAACUGCCCUACUGUCUUUGGUAAGGCGUCACAUAUCACCAGCCCUUCGUCUAACAAAAGUGCACUUAAGUUGUACUAAAGCACAUUGCUGUUUCAAGCCCUGAGAGCGCUGAUGGCCUCAGUUGCCCUGAGCAGCCCCAGUCCUGCCCUGAGCAGUGUCAGCAGGGGUACCUGUCUCCUGUGGGGGUUUUGAAACUGCCUUGCAACCCUCUCUCCUGCACUGUCUCCAGCUCUGUCCUCCCACUCCUUACUAGAAUCCCUGGAAGUACCCUGGACCAGUUAAAAUCACUUAACCGUCUUUGGGGCUCUGGUGAACGGGCUCUACCCAUCUGCACUGACAGUCUUCACCUGCCGCCUCCAGAGACAGUGGGGCUGUGCCCUGCUCUUUGACCCCUGUGCUGGGGCCACUCUCAGUUCCUGCUCAUACUCCCUUAUGGAGUAGCCCUGGAACCUUUUUUCUCAUUCUCAGUGUUAAUCUGAUUCCAGAAUAACACAGAAGAUAAUAAAGGUGGAAUUUGGUUAUAAAAUUGGACUUUGACAGUUUUGUACAUUCCAGUAGGUCAGUGGGGUGUUUGACAAGGCAAUUGCUCAACAUUUACAGUGGGGUUCAUUUUUUCUUUUGCUUCCACAGUAACAUUUUCGCUAUGCACUGUUUGUGGCUUGUACCUGCUCAUUAUGUCAUUAACUCUUUGAGACUUCUAAUUUAUUUUAGAAUUCAGAUAUUCCACUCUUUCACUUAUUUUUGCAUAUUCUGUUCUGUUUGAAUUUUUGAAUAGAUUUAUUCCCCUUGCCAUGGAGGAAGUUUUUCCCAUAUACCUGUCUUGGAUCAUAGAGGUGUAUAAAACUUAUAUAUUUGGAGCCAGGCUCCAGAAAAGAGGCCACUGCCUUAAAUUUCAGUUAAUAUAUGCUUAUUGUGGGUGUUAACAGUAGCAAAUGCAGAGUCUAAGUACACUUAGAAUGGCACCUGUGUCCCAAAAGCACUAGAGUUAAUGCCAAACAGUAAUUGGAAAUGUUGUUCCUCAGUGGUCCUGUUUGUCUGCUAGUAAAAAAAAAAAAAGAAAAAAAUGAAAGGAGUUGAGGAAAUUGAGCAGUUUCCAGAAGAAAAGGGAAGUUUUGAAAUAGGAAGCUCUACAAUUUCUCGAAACACAUUAAUUCCCAUAGGAAACACAGGAAGAUUUGGAAUUGAGUGCCAGGUGAUAGAGGAGAGCAGAGCCAUUUUGGAAUCGUCACUCUCUAGAACUUCCCGUAAGAGGUCUGAUGCAUACAUUUUUCGACAGAGGCAUAAACUAACAAUGUAUUUUACUAAAAUCUAGUUUGAAUAGGCACAUGCCAAAUAGAAGAAUUUUCAUAUUUGCCUCACCUUUUAGUUACAUCCAAUGGGAAAGUGAACCCCUACCGUGUAACAUAGGGUGGGGCUUCAAGGCAAAAUAACUUCAACCACUUGGUGGAAUUCCCGCUGAUGUCACUGGGAAAGGGUGUGGCCGAGUGGAUUUGCCAUGCUGCCUCUGAACCCUGGUGGUCUCCUGAGGCAGCCCUCUUCUUAGGAUCCCAGCUACCUCACGAGCAGGAUUUCCUUUCCUGGUUGUAGUGCUGCCUCGUGAGAUGGAAUUACAGUAUUUUAAUCUGUGUACUUUUCCCAUUGCUUCUCAGCCCCACUGAGUUUCAUGUAACUGAGGUGUUUACAUGAAGGAGAGGAAGCCCCUGAGAUCCCACAGCUCAGAGCCAAAGAGCAUGUUACCAGGAGGUGUGACCAUGUCCUUAUACCACUCUGGCCCAAUUUAGACAUUCUGAUGUGUUAGAAGGACAAUUUCCCUGUGAUUUCCAUGGUCAGAGUAUGGGGGGUUGUUUCUGCUCCCUCACUGGUAAGCUUUUCUCUGCCAUCUGCCUUCUUACUUGUCUUCAAGCUGUGAAAAUCCUGACAGCCUCUUUGUAAACCCAGAAAUUGGAUAAGGCAAUGGAUAUUCUUUUGAGUGUCUUGGUUUUUUUUGGGCAGAUGUGGCACUGAUUUCCUUUCUUUGUCUGGGAUGAAAAAAGUUUUAUAGCACCAGCCUGUCUACAUCUUUCACUAGAGGUGGAUCAGUCAAGAAACUGGUGGCAUAAGCCACUUGCACACAGUUUUAUAUUUAUCAGCAAGACAUUGUGUGUGUGUGCUGAGCAUGUGAAGCAAAAUCACCCCCUGUGGCUUUAUUCUCCAAGGCAGAGUUGGAUAUACCCAGCUUCCACAGAAGACUGAAGAGGCCCUUCUGUGCAAUACUUCUGCUGACCCCAUUCUGAUGUCCAGGCAAUGGCUCAUUUUCCUUUGCAGCUGAUCUUCCAUUAUCUGUUACACAUUUUUCUGUUGCAAAAAGCAUGUUUUCUUCCCCCAGAGCAAUGUUCUGUAUCGCCUUAACAGACCUACUUAUGCUGUUUGCAGACAUUUCCACACAAUUUUUCCCUUCCUGUUAGCAAAGAAAGCAAAUGCAAGCUAAAAGGCAUUUCAGCCUCAGAAACCUACAAAAACCAGCAUUUUAAGUUACUGUAUUCAUGACAGAAUUGCAAUUUUUUUAGGUAAGAAGUAAUUUCUUUAUGAAAAAUACAUUCUUGUCUUGUUAAUAGCUACAUCAUUUUGAGAAGGCAAAAUUUUCAGCAUUUCAGCAUCAUUUUUCAGAAUACAAAUUCUGAAGCAGCAACAGGAGCUGAAGGGUACUUUCCCUGUGCAGGUCAGUACCAGUCCUGCAGUGAUGAUUUGAGAAAGCCAUGCAUAAACAAGCUAUAAAAAGGCUUUUAAAAAACCCUAGAUUUACGGUCGUCAUUUUAAUAAUCCAGGAUGAGUCCCUCUUUUUACAGUUGCUUUCUAAAUCACCCAAAUGUGUUUGUGAUUUAGAAGUAAUUCAAGUGACUCAUAAAAAGCUGGAUAAGAGAAAUAAACUGAAGGAAACAAACAAAAAGAUAUUUGAGAGUUUAGAUAUUGCAAAUAGCUUUUAAAAAAACAAUUCCAUAGUUAAAUGGAAUUGAAUAACUUUAUUCAUUUUUUAAAAAGGGUUAAAAUGAUUUAAUGGAGUAGCAAAUAAGUUAUAGUUCUUGAACAAGUUAUGGUGAAUAGUUAUAAUGCCUUUAAAAUUUACCAAAUUCAUUUCCUGUGGAACAUUUAUUGCUUUUAAUGCUGGUCAAAUUAUUUUGCAUGAUGACUUUUUGUCCCUUUAUCCUCUGGUAAUUAGGAACUGAAGUUUCUCAAUGUUAGUUUUCAGUCCUUACCAAGGGUUGCAAAACUGUAAUGGCCAACUGCUUUGCUUUUAGAAGGUUGAAAUGCCCACUGAAGUGUGUCUCAUCAUUGCACUGGAACCAGCCCUUAAGCACAAAGUACAGGAGGUGAAAAAGAGAAAAGAAGAAUCAAGAAAACUAUCUUUUUUUUCUGUGAUUUUUCCACUGUAGCCUAUUGUCCUGUCCAAAGACUCACGACUGGAUUCUCAGGUGACUUCAGGCAAAGCUCAGCAUUUAACAAUGAUUUGCUUCAAAGUCUAUAAAUGCAAUUAUUAAAAAAGCAGGGUAAGGAAAAAUGUAAUAAUAAAUAUUGCAUUCAGUUUAAAUGUGAGAAUGCUGAAUUACCACCUAUUACACAGUGUACUUGGUCCUUAUUAAGUAACUUUUUUGUGUGUGUGUGUUACUUGCCUUAUAUUGACUCCUGUAGUAGUAAAGAAAGCAAUUAGGCGUGCUAAAAUGAUCUCAUCAGUUUUCUGUUUCAAAGAAACCACAAAGCUUUUGCAUUUAACAGCAAGGGGAAACGCCAACAUUUUUUUUAACAUUGUAUAGAGAAAGUGAAUGUUAAAAGAGAGUAAAUUGUGAGCAAAUGGUUUGCUUUUUUUUAUCUGAGAAGAAUGAGUCCUCUACUUCAAAAAGGCUGCAGAAAUACAUGGCGAACACAGGGAACCUGAAAAUAUAUUAGAUAUUCCUCAUAUAUUUGCCAAAGACAGCUGCACAGCGCAUGUCCUAGUGAUAGCAGCUUUAUGGCAUAGGAUUACCCUGAAUUUAGGACAAACCCUUUACUCUGACUGAAACCAAGCUACUCAAGCAAUUUUCUUGUUUAAGAGCAUACUUAAUGUGCAUGAUGCUUACAAGCCCAUCUACCUGCACAUACAGAAGCAAAAAGAAAAGUCCCAGUCAAUACAUCUUUGAAUAACAUUUUUCAGAGCUAUCCUCUGUAAAACAGGUUCCUUAGAUAUUUCUUAUAUUUAGUACUCAGAAUCUCUAGUGUCUCUAAAAUUUAAUUACAUAAAUUUUGAUGCAUCUGGAAAAUAAAAUCAUAUGCUGCAGGGAUCUUGAGGUGUAGUAGGCAUAAUAAAGAACCAACCUAUUAUGUAUGUAUGUAAGGUGCACCGGUAUCCUGGUGUUCUUCAUUAUAAAAAUCUGCACUAGUCACAUUUGUGUGGGAGACUUGUUUCAGUCUUUAUGCAUGAUGAAUGAGGUCAGAGACCUACAUUUUAUACUAGUGAGAGUAUAAGAAAAAUAAAAAUUUCUCUUGAUGCAAGUACCAUUGUUUUGAGGUUUAUUUUAAUUAUGUUUCUUUUAAGGCAUUAAUAAAUUGAUACAAUAAAUUCAUGCAGCUGUUGCAUGCAUUUUUAA
This is a messenger RNA of Serinus canaria (Common canary), 5958 nucleotides long. It is a transcript of the gene PIGM, whose product is annotated as phosphatidylinositol glycan anchor biosynthesis class M. The coding region runs from base 84 to 1340 and encodes 418 amino acids. The record is from RefSeq and is a predicted model, not a curated record. The transcript has a single exon. Lineage: Eukaryota; Metazoa; Chordata; Aves; Passeriformes; Fringillidae. Gene Ontology annotation, biological process: GPI anchor biosynthetic process. Gene Ontology annotation, cellular component: membrane; glycosylphosphatidylinositol-mannosyltransferase I complex. Gene Ontology annotation, molecular function: GPI mannosyltransferase activity; alpha-1,4-mannosyltransferase activity.